AUGGCGGAUCUCCCGGACAGGAUAUCCGAAAUUUUCCACAACAAAACAAUUUUUAUCUCUGGAGCCACUGGAUUCGUCGGGAAAGUCCUCAUAGAAAAGCUACUUAGGGUCACCGACGUGAAGAAAAUGUACUUUUUGAUCAGAAGAAAGAAAGGCAAAAGCCCAAACGAAAGGAUGCACGACAUCUUUAACAACGUCCUCUUCGACUUGUUGAAAGAACAGAGACCGGGCGUGAUAAAAAAAUGCAUGGUAAUUUGUGGAGACGUCUCUGAAAAAGACCUGGGUAUCACCAAAGAAGACAGGGAGACGCUAAAAAACGAAGUAGACUUCAUUUUCCAUUCUGCAGCUACCACCAGGUUCGACGACACAGUCAAGAGUGCCAUAAUAAUGAACACCAGGGGCACCAAAUUUGUUCUGGACCUAGCAGAAGAGUGCAAACACCUGCAGCUGUUCGUGCACGUUUCCACGGCCUACGCGUUCCCCAAAGAAGAAGUGACCAGAGAAAAGUACUAUGCACCUUCAGUUGACCCUCACGCUGUGUUAAACGGCAUAGAGUGGAUCAGAGAGGAAACCAUGAGCAGUUUUAGCAAAAACAUCUUGGGGGAUAUGCCGAACUCCUACACCUUCUCCAAGGCUUUGGCAGAGGCUCUAGUCAACGAGAAAGUCGGGAAAGUACCUGUCAUCAUCACCAGGCCUGCAGUAGUGAUACCAACUAUCGAAGAACCCCUUCCAGGUUGGUGCAACAAUCUGCAGGGACCAAUGGGGUUGUUUGUGGGUGGGGGAAAGGGUGUCAUCAGGUCUAUGUACAUGGACAGCAAAUCUCACGCCAAUUUCGUCCCAGCAGACUGCGCAGUCAGUGGAAUGCUGGUAGCAGUUUGGGAUUAUCUUAGGAAUGAGGGCGCCCCAUACAUCGUUAAUCUUUGCGUGCCGGAAUCUGACAUCAAAAUCAACUGGGAGGAGAUAAUGCUGUGUGGGUACGACGUCAUCAACUAUCGGGUUCCCUUCAACAACAUCCUGUGGUACCCUGGCGGUACCAUGACGAAGAGCAGGAUCUACAACAACUUCAAUUUCGUGCUUUUCCAGCUGAUACCCGCCAUAGUCGUGGACUUUCUCUUGGUUCUGUUCUCCUACAAACCAAUAUUGUACAACAUCCAGAUGCGUAUCAGGAAAGGAGCGGAAAUGUUCGAGUUCUACACGACGAAGGCCUGGAGUUUCGAGACGAAGAAUAUAGAAACGGUGAGGAGAAAGCUGAACGAGAAAGAGAAGAAGAUUUACCAGAUAGAGAGAGAAGUGAUAGACGUCAAGGACUAUCUGACCAAGUGUAUAUUGUGCGUCAGAAGGAAUAUUUUAAAAGAAACUGACGAUAUGCUACCAGCUGCCCGCAGAAACAUGAAAAUUAUGUACGUGCUGGACAAAACAGUCCUGGUGAUUUUCACGGCCGCAGUAGCCUACUACUUCUACAGCUUGAUUCUAGCUCCAGUCUUGAACUUGAAUCGACACUAAUGUGGUAAAAUCACCCUUAAACGAUCAAAGUGCAACGCUAGUCCACAAAGUUACUCUAGUUAAUCCGAGUUUGCUCAAUUUGUUUGUAAAGGUUACAAGUUUUUUGGUAAUAAAGACUUCUUUCAUG
This is a messenger RNA of Anoplophora glabripennis (Asian longhorned beetle), 1630 nucleotides long. Its product is annotated as fatty acyl-CoA reductase wat-like. Bases 1 to 1503 code for a protein of 500 amino acids. Gene Ontology annotation, biological process: long-chain fatty-acyl-CoA metabolic process. Gene Ontology annotation, molecular function: alcohol-forming very long-chain fatty acyl-CoA reductase (NADP+) activity. The transcript has 8 exons. Gene Ontology annotation, cellular component: peroxisome. NCBI's taxonomy places the organism in Eukaryota, Metazoa, Arthropoda, Insecta, Coleoptera, Cerambycidae. The record is from RefSeq and is a predicted model, not a curated record.